GUGUCUAUUAACUUUGCUCAGUAAUUUAGUUUACUCUGACAUUUAUUCAUGUUUUUGUGUAAGUGAAAACCUUCAAAGUGGCACAUUCACAUCAAGUAGUUAUGUUUCUGACGAGGACGUUGGAGAAGAUUCUCGCCGACAAGGACAUCAAAAAGGCUCAUCAUUCUCAAUUGAAGAAGGCCUGUGAGGUGGCAAGAGAUGAGCUGAAAAAAGAAUUUGCUGUCCAGAGAGAUGAUCAGAACUCUUCAUCGGCCCUUCCCAUGCCCAAGUCAGAAGCAGCAUUUGUCUCCGCAGAUAAAUACUUCCUCCCAUUUGAGCUGGCCUGCCAAUCAAAAUGCUCGCGCAUUGUCACCGCCGCUCUGGACUGUUUACAGAAAUUGAUUGCGUACGGCCACCUAGUGGGAAAUGCUCCCGAUUCCACGACACCAGGGAAGCGACUGAUAGAUCGUAUUGUGGAGACGAUCUGUGGCUGUUUUCAUGGUCCGCAGACAGAUGAUGGCGUACAACUCCAGAUUAUCAAGGCAUUGCUGACCGUGGUAACCUCUACCACCUGUGAGAUUCACGAGGGCACAGUGUUACAGACCGUGCGGACCUGCUACAACAUUUACCUGGCCAGUAAGAACUUGAUCAACCAGACCACAGCUAAGGCUGGCCUCACCCAAAUGCUCAAUGUUAUCUUCUCCAGGAUGGAGGCCCAAGCAUUGCAGUCACAAGAAGCUAAGGAGAGAGAAAGAAGUAACAGUAAGACAUCUCUGAAACUCAAUGGAGAGAGUGAGGGAAAGGCAGAGGUUGGAUCUGGGGAAAACACAGAAAAAGAUGCUGGGGAAGAUAACCAGAAAGCAGAGGCUGGCCCCAGCAACAAUAAAGAGGAAGAGGAAGGAAGGGAGCUAACUCCAGAGGAAAUAGCGACAACAAUCAUAGAUCAGCUCUUGGAUGACGUGGCAGCUCAGAGUGGUGGCGGUGGCAGCAGUAUGUCAACAAGCGAACCAACUGCUCAGGUGCCAGCGGAGCCUCCUGAUGGAUUGGCCAAUCAGCACCCAGCGAGCCCAGCAGCCAACCCGGAAGCUGUCCUGGGUGAACUUGGGCCACAAGGUUUAACUCGCAUGACCUCUGAUGAUAAUCUAGAGGGGUCAGAAGUCCUGGAGCAAGUGCAGGGCGUGUUUCCUCACAUUCUUCAAAAAGAUGCAUUCCUGGUGUUUAGAAGUUUAUGUAAAUUAUCAAUGAAGCCUUUGGGGGAAGGACCUCCUGACCCCAGGUCCCAUGAGCUGAGGUCUAAGAUCCUCUCGCUACAACUUCUCCUGUCCAUCCUCCAGAACGCUGGGCCAGUCUUCAGAACUAAUGAAAUGUUCAUCAAUGCCAUCAAACAAUACCUGUGCGUGGCCCUGUCCAAGAAUGGUGUCAGCGCCGUACCAGAGGUGUUUGAACUCUCCCUCGCCAUUUUCCUGACUCUUCUGUCUCACUUCAAACAACAUCUUAAAAUGCAAAUUGAGGUGUUUUUCAAAGAGAUUUUCCUGUACAUAUUGGAGACGUCCAGCAGUUCAUUUGAACACAAGUGGAUGGUGAUACAGGCUCUUACCAGAAUCUGUGCAGAUGCUCAAUGUGUGGUCGAUAUCUACCUAAACUAUGACUGUGAUCUGGCUUUAGCAAAUAUAUUCGAACGUCUGGUGAAUGACCUGUCUAAAAUAGCCCAGGGACGACAUGCCUUAGAACUUGGUGCAUCGCCAAACCAGGAGAAGAGUAUGCGGGUCAAGGGACUGGAGUGUCUGGUCUCUAUCCUCAAGUGUAUGGUAGAGUGGAGUAAAGAUCUCUAUGUCAACCCACAUUCCCAGUCCAACCUAGGUCAGGAAAACAAGCCUUACUCUGAGGGUGACAAUGACUCGGGGAAGGGCACCAUGACCAGCUAUGGCAGUACUAACUCGCUCAACUCUAAUGGUAGCUCCACAGCUGCACCAAACCUGCCCCUGGAUAACCCAGAACAGUUUGAGUCGCUCAAACAACAGAAAGAAAUCAUGGAAAAUGGAAUAGAAAUGUUUAACAAGAAGCCGCGUAAAGGUAUCCAGUACCUUCAGGAGCAGGGUCUGCUAGGAACAACACCUGAUGAUAUCGCCGAGUUUUUCCACAGCGAUGAAAGACUUGAUAAGAUGGUGGUUGGAGACUUUCUUGGCGAGAAUGAAAAACUUAACAAGGAGGUGAUGUACGCCUAUGUGGAUCAGAUGGAUUUUCAUGAUCUGGACUUUGUCUCUGCUCUCCGGCGUUUCCUGGAGGGAUUCCGCUUACCCGGAGAAGCUCAGAAAAUUGACAGGCUCAUGGAGAAGUUUGCUGACAGGUUCUGCUCAUGUAACAUAACAUCAGAUCUGUUUGCCAGUGCAGACACUGCCUACGUGUUAGCCUACUCUAUCAUCAUGCUGACCACAGAUCUCCACAGCCCACAGGUGGCUCAUAAGAUGACCAAGGAGCAGUACAUCAAGAUGAACCGGGGCAUUAACGACAGUAAGGAUCUGCCCGGAGAGUACCUGUCAGCUAUAUAUGAUGAGAUUGCUGGCAAUGAGAUCAAAAUGAAACUAACAGGAAGUCAAAAACCUGGAAAGGCAAGCCGGAACAUCACAAGUGACAAACAGAGAAGAUUGUUGUACAAUGUGGAGAUGGAGCAGAUGGCUCAGACAGCCAAGGUGUUAAUGGAGGGGGUUAGUCAUGUCCAGUCUAACUUCACCAGUGCCACCCACCUGGAGCAUGUCAGACCUAUGUUCAAGAUGGCGUGGACCCCGUUUCUGGCAGCAUUCAGCGUGGGAUUACAGGACUGCGAUGAUCAGGCCAUUGCUACGUUCUGUCUGGAUGGGAUUCGCUGUGCUAUACGCAUUGCCUGUAUAUUCCAUAUGGAGCUGGAAAGAGAUGCCUUUGUGCAGGCUUUGGCUCGCUUUACACUUCUCACAGCGACCUCUCCCAUCACAGAAAUGAAGGCCAAAAACAUCGACACUAUCAAAACCCUGAUCUCAGUGGCUCAUACGGAUGGAAACUACCUGGGCAAGUCCUGGCUGGAGAUAAUGAAGUGUAUCUCUCAGCUGGAGCUUGCUCAGCUGAUAGGGACAGGUGUGAAACCACGGUACAUCUCCAGCUCUAACAACCAUAGCUCAGCGGGACACCCCAUUGAGGCAUUUGACCCUGAAGUGAUAGCACGAGGUGGUUUAGAUCACAAAAAGUUAGCCAACAUCCAGGAGACAAUGGGGGAGACCAGUUCACAGAGUGUUGUUGUCGCAGUGGACAGGAUAUUCACAGGCUCAGUCAAACUGGAUGGAGAUGCUAUAGUGGAGUUUGUGAAGGCACUGUGUCACGUAUCCCUGGAUGAGCUUGCCAACACGAUUCAUCCGCGGAUGUUCAGUCUACAGAAGAUAGUGGAAAUCUCUUACUACAAUAUGGGCCGUAUCAGGCUACAGUGGUCUCGCAUUUGGCAGAUUCUCGGCGAUCACUUCAAUACGGUCGGGUGUAACCCAAAUGAGGACAUUGCUUUCUUUGCCGUAGACUCACUUCGUCAACUCUCUAUGAAGUUUUUGGAGAAAGGAGAAUUUGCCAAUUUCAGAUUUCAGAAAGAUUUUCUCCGACCAUUUGAACAUAUCAUGAAAAAGAAUAGGUCACCAACAAUUCGGGAUAUGGUGGUCCGCUGUGUAGCUCAGAUGGUCAACUCACAGGCAGGAAACAUCAAGUCUGGUUGGAAGAACAUCUUCAGUGUGUUCCAUCUGGCUGCUUCAGAUCUAGAUGAGGGUAUUGUGGAGCUGGCCUUCCAGACAACUGGGAAAAUCAUAUCCAGUAUCUUUGAGAAGCACUUUGCCUCCAUUAUUGACUCUUUCCAAGAUGCUGUGAAGUGUCUGUCAGAGUUUGCUUGUAACGCAGCCUUCCCAGACACCAGCAUGGAGGCCAUACGACUCAUCAGAAACUGUGCCAAAUAUGUGGCCGAGAAACCAAAUAUGUUCCGCGAACAUGGCAGUGAAGAGAUGAACGUCCCUGAGGAGGACCGAGUCUGGGUCAAAGGCUGGUUCCCUGUUCUCUUUGAACUCUCCUGUAUCAUCAACAGGUGUAAACUGGAUGUCAGAACAAGAGGCUUGACUGUGAUGUUUGAGAAGAAGACGUAUGGAGAAUCAUUCCAGCAGCACUGGUGGCGAGACCUCUUCAGAAUUGUCUUCAGGAUCUUUGAUAACAUGAAGUUACCCGAGCAGCAGAACGAGAAAGCAGAGUGGAUGACGACAACCUGCAACCAUGCCUUGUAUGCCAUUGUGGACGUGUUCACUCAGUACUACGACAUCCCACCUAUCCUGCUCUCAGAGCUCUACCAGCAGCUACACUGGUGUGUCCAGCAAGAUAACGAGCAGUUGGCCCGAUCAGGGACAAACUGUCUGGAGAACCUGGUCAUAUCAAAUGGUCUCAAGUUCUCAUCAGAAGUAUGGGAUAAAACAGGUUCUGUGAUGCUGGACAUCUUCAGGACUACCAUCCCUAGCAAUUUGUUGUCAUGGAGACCUGAUACUCAACUAGAUGAUGGGUCUCCACUGAAGACAGGGCGUCAGGAUACAAUACCAGACUAUGAUGUGUCUCAUCGGGAAGAGAUUCAGGAUGACCGUUCACAGACUUCUCUGGAUAACAUCUCUGACACUUCACGCUUGAAGAGAGCAGACAGCCAGCAUAGUGUCAACAGUAACAUGUCUGUAGAGUCCCGAGAACACAAGAUCCCCAAGUCCAAAGUGCCUCCUGAACAGAGACUGUUCCAGGCCCUGCUGAUAAAGUGUGUAGUUCAGUUAGAGCUGAUACAGACAAUUGAUAAUAUUGUCUUCUUCCCUACGACCAGUAAGAAGGAGGACAUGGAGAACCUGGCUGCUGCUCAGGCUGAGGGGGAUGAGAUCCCAUAUGGCAGUGACCCGAGCCAGCAGAAGGAAGAUCAGGGCAUGUACCAGUAUCUAGCCUCCUCACAGCUCUUCCAGCUAGCAGACUGUCUCCUUGAGUCACACACUUUUGCCAAGGCCUUCAACUCAAACCAUGAGCAGCGAAAUAUACUCUGGAAAGCAGGGUUUAAGGGGAAGGCCAAACCUAACUUACUGAAGCAGGAAACCCAGAGCUUGGCAUGUUUACUGAGGAUACUGUUCAGAAUGUAUAAUGAUGACGCACGGCACGAUGCAUGGCCCGCUGUCGAGAGCAGACUCAUCAGUGUGUGUGGCACAGCCCUGGAUUACUUCCUCAGUCUACAAUCAGACAGUCACAGGGAAGCCUGGGGAAGUCUGCUCAUUCUGCUGCUGACACGCCUCCUCAAGAUGUCAGACAAGAGGUUUCAAGUCCACACCAAAGCCUACUACAGUCUUGUCUGUGACAUGAUUGUUUACGACCUCAAGCCAGAACUACGCUCUGUGCUGAAAAAGUUUUAUGUUCGUGUUGGAAAUGCAUUCAGCAUUACAGACAUGGAAUGAAGAACACCAGUCCAUGAUGAAGUUGUUUUACAUGUAUGCUAGUGUUGGUAACACCUUCAGCAUUACAUGUAUGGAAAUUUCUGCAAUGGGGCUGUUAUGUUAGUGGGUAUAGUGUGUCCAAAACUACCUUAGCAAUAAACGACCCGGUCACAUUGUACAUGUGCCACAGGCAUAGUACUCCCACAUCUGUAGUGUGUGUAGAUAAUGUAGUCAGGGUGAAUAUCAAUAAGAACAAAAGCUGAAAGUGCUAGGAAAAAUGGUGAUUGAGUGAAAUGUCCAGAUCUGUGGAAACCAUUGACCAUCUGAGGUUGAGAGGCUCUGUUACACAGGAUACAACAAUACAGAAAGCUGAAACACAAGUAUUCACACCUCACUGGUUUGGUGAAGAUGGGGAAAGUCUCCAGGGUGAUGGACACAGAGGACUGUGUUGAAUGUGUCUGGCAUCAGAUGCUAUCAGGGUAUGUCUUCAUUUAACGGCUUGUCUCCAAAUGUGAUUAUAUGUAUGGUGUGUCAUAACUGCUGCCAUUACUGCACAAUUGGUGAGGAAACAACUGUACAUAAUGCGACUGAGAAAAGAUUGUCUAUAUCCAUCGUGUGGUCAUGAAGAAUCUGUGUAAAAGGAGAAUGGUUUAAAGAUAAGUGAUUGUGAAAUCCUUUGUUCCUGUAACCCUCCAGCAUACUUCUAGGUGUGUAUAUUUUGUCAGUUUGUUAAUGCUGUGGACGGGUAUACAUCUGGGUGUUGAGAGCCCUCUACAUCUGUACAUGUUCAGGUAAAAAUGUCGAAUGGACAGCAGAUUUUUCUAGUAAUGUUGUAAUGUGACUGAAGAGUUGUACCUACCACACAACAUUGUCUCUGUAUACAUAAAAUAAAAUUCUGUUGUUUUUUGGGAGGGAGGGGAAGGAGGAGUGUCCGUAAAUUGUUAGUUGAGCAGGAAUAUCUAUAUGUACAUUGUAUAACAGUGAAUUUCUCUGUCCAUAGCUCAUGCAAACUAUAUGCAUACUGUCAAUAUAGGCAAAAGGCCUGGGAACUGCCAUGAAAUGUGAAUAACACGAGUUUAAAACUCAUACACAUUUUUUGUACAGAGAGGCAUAGUGAUAUGUGCUUUGUAAUCGGAAUGGUCGUCAUUUUAAUGCAGUCUCUGAUAUAUCAGUUUUUCCUGUUAAAUGUGAUAUCAGUUCAUGCUUGAGAGGGGACACAACUCUGAGUGUAUUACACAAGUCCUGGCUGGAAGUCCACAGUUCUCGUUCAGUCGUAUUGGUACAAGCCUGGAUAAAGUCUGAACUGUUUUGUAUAAAAUAUCCAUGAUCAACCUCUAGACAAAGAUGAUGUCUAAACAUACUUCAUUUUAUUAUUAUUGUUUUCAUGUGAGGCACUGUUUAUACUGUUUGUUAUAUGAGCUCUUUUAAUAAGUUGGUAUUUGAGAAGCCGACAUACGAUAUUUGGGGCUGGCAUGUGGUAUUUGAGAAGCGGGCAUGUGGUGUUUGAGACUGACAUGUGGUGUUUGAGGCUGGCAUGUGGUAUUUGAGAAGCUGGCAUGUGGUGUUUGAGGCUAGCAUGUGGUGUUAGCUAUUUGCUAUUCUUACAUGUACUUGAGAUGUAAUGCAGUAAAGCUGCUGCUAUGUCAUUGUGUCACCAUUGUUUCCAUGGAAAUGGCAAUUUUUUAAAUCUGUUUAAUCUGUUAAUCUGAGCAUUAAAGAUGAUUCCAUUAUAAGCUCUUAACCAGGUAAACAUGUUGCUCUAUAUUCUACAUGCAUACUUCAGCUGGUGGAGAAGAGCUAGUAAUAGGUAUAAAAAGCUUUGUUGAUGCAUUUACAUGUGUCAGUUAGCACCUCAUACACAUACCAUUUUUUCAAAAAAAGCAGAAGUAGAAUACCAGUAUGCAGGUGGGAGUACUGUACUGACUCCCUACAUUUGUACUGUAUUGGCACUUGGUGUUGUGGUGUGAACUUUGUAUUAGAGCUAUAGCGUCACAUGUUUGUGAUUUUUUCUGGGCAUUGUCACAGAAGUUACCUGUUUCCAUCCAUCCUCACAUGCAUACCCCUGACUAAACUAACAUGGGGGUCCCUGCUUUAUGGGAGAGAACAUUGGCUACAUCUGUGUGAGUUUCUACAUGGGAAGGUCUGCCAGUAACCUGUGGAAGGUCGUAGCUCUGUUUGGUUUCCUCCCACCAUAAUGCUGACCCCUGUCGUAUAAAUGAAAUAUUCCUGAGUACAGCGUAUAGCAGCAAUCAAAUAAAUCUGUAUGAGUUUCAUAUCAUUGACAUUCUUCACAUUUAAAUGUAUGGUAUUCUUAUUUAUGAGGCAGACAAUGUGACUUCCUGUUAUUGAUGCUCUGGCAUCAUUUUGUGAUCCUUUAUUCCAAAUGAUUUGUAUAUAUUUGGGGAAGAGCAUAUGUGAACAUAUGUGAAUGUAGAGACUGCGUAUGGCUAAUGUUUGGCUGGUAAAACUGGUGAAGUCUGACUGUGUAUGUACAGCUCUGUGUUUUUACUCUUUUUACUGUCACAUGUACAACUGCUAACUGUUAUACUGAUGUGUACAUAUCUCUGUAUAUACAUCUCUAUACAUAUACAUUUAUAUACACAUGCAUCCUGGAUGAGCCUGAUCAGGUGUAAAUGUGGUCAAAUCCUGUAUACACAUGCAUCCCGGAUGAGCCUGAUCAGGUGUAAAUGUUGUCAAAUCUUGUAUACGGAUGAGCCUGAUCAGUUGUGAAUGUGGUCAAAUCCUGUAUACACAUGCAUCCCGAUGAGCCUGAUUAGGUGUAAAUGUGGUCAAAUCCUGUAUACACAUGCAUCCUGGAUGAGCCUGAUCAGGUGUAAAUGUUGUCAAAUCUUGUAUGCGGAUGCAUCCCGAUGAGCCUGAUCAGGUGUAAAUGUGGUCAGAUCCUGUAUACACAUGCAUCCCGGAUGAGCCUGAUCAGGUGUAAAUGUGGUCAGAUCCUGUAUACACAUGCAUCCCGGAUGAGCCUGAUCAGGUGUAAAUGUGGUCAGAUCCUGUAUACACAUGCAUCCUGAUGAGCCUGAUCAGGUGUAAAUGUGGUCAUAUCCUGUAUACACAUGCAUCCCGGAUGAGCCUGAUCAGGUGUAAAUGCGGUCAUAUCCUGUAUACACAUGCAUCCCGGAUGAGCCUGAUCAGGUGUAAAUGUUGUCAAAUCUUGUAUGCGGAUGCAUCCCGAUGAGCCUGAUCAGGUGUAAAUGUGGUCAGAUCCUGUAUACACAUGCAUCCUGAUGAGCCUGAUCAGGUGUAAAUGUGGUCAAAUCCUGUAUACACAUGCAUCCCGGAUGAGCCUGAUCAGGUGUAAAUGUGGUCAGAUCCUGUAUACACAUGCAUCCCGGAUGAGCCUGAUCAGGUGUAAAUGUGGUCAGAUCCUGUAUACACAUGCAUCCUGAUGAGCCUGAUCAGGUGUAAAUGUGGUCAGAUCCUGUAUACACAUGCAUCCCGGAUGAGCCUGAUCAGGUGUAAAUGUGGUCAGAUCCUGUAUACACAUGCAUCCCGGAUGAGCCUGAUCAGGUGUAAAUGUGGUCAAAUCCUGUAUACACAUGCAUCCCAAUGAGCCUGAUCAGGUGUAAAUGUGGUCAGAUCCUGUAUACACAUGCAUC
Liolophura sinensis is the source of this 9040-nucleotide messenger RNA. RefSeq names its product brefeldin A-inhibited guanine nucleotide-exchange protein 1-like. Gene Ontology annotation, molecular function: guanyl-nucleotide exchange factor activity. Gene Ontology annotation, biological process: regulation of ARF protein signal transduction. NCBI's taxonomy places the organism in Eukaryota, Metazoa, Mollusca, Polyplacophora, Chitonida, Chitonidae. The record is from RefSeq and is a predicted model, not a curated record.